Acanthosepion pharaonis is the source of this 513-nucleotide messenger RNA. The record is from the annotation of a GenBank genome assembly. Lineage: Eukaryota; Metazoa; Mollusca; Cephalopoda; Sepiida; Sepiidae.
AUGUAUCUAUCUAUCUAUCUAUCUAUCUAUCUAUCUAUCUCUUCACGAAUCUCUCAAUUCAUUCAACUUUCUAUCUAUCUAUCUAUCUAUCUAUCUAUCUAUCUAUCUAUCUAUCUAUCUAUCUAUAUAUAUCAGUCUGUACACUAUCUAUCUAUCUAUCUAUCUAUCUAUCUAUCUAUCUAUCUAUCUAUCUAUCUAUCUAUCUAUCUCACACUGUUUAUAUCUAUGGGAAAAGCACUCAACAUUGAUUUACAACUUUCGCUUCAUUCUACGUCCAUACAACACCCUAUAAAUUCUAUCUAUCUAUCUAUCUAUCUAUCUAUCUAUCUAUCUAUCUAUCUAUAUCAAUUUAUUCAAAUCACUCGCUCACUAACUUACUCAUUCACCCAUUCACUCACUCACUAUCUAUCUAUCUAUCUAUCUCAAUUUAUUCAACUCUCUCACCCUCUAUCUCUAUCUGUACGUAUCUAUCUAUCUAUCUAUCUAUCUCAAUUUAUUCAACUAACUCACUGA